UUAGGUCUCCUAAGUGAAUCACUUCUAUUUGUACUGAAGGGAAAGCGCACUGCUUAGUUGAAGCCAGCCCUGUGUUUGUCAUCACAGCGUUGACCUGCUGCAGGAUUAGCUUUGACGGCUAACAUUGGGAUUUCUCAUUCAUGUUUGAUGUUUUUCACCAACACAGUGCUAAUGUGACAGCGUCAUGUUGCUUGGUGUUUUUCUUUUUUAAAACAUCAGCAUGGAGUUGCUUAAGAUAGAGCAAGUCAUUGUUGGAAGUGAGAUGAAAUCCUCAACUGAGAUCAAGCCCGAGUCUGCGGUCACCCCCCUGCAGUCCUAUCAGCAUGAAAGUCUGCAGUGUUUUCAGUGCUUCAUCACCUUCAGUGACCCCAAAGCCAAGGAGAGACACAUGAGGAAGAGUCAUCGGGACCAGUACAAGCAGCACCUGCAGCAGAUCAAUACACUGUUCACUUGCUACAAGUGCGACAAGUGCUUUUCCUCCUCUGAAGAGCUCACCAAACACCAAAACACACACAGCACAGAAGAAAAGCCCUUCCUUUGUGCCUAUUGCCAGAAUAAUUUCUGUACAUUUACUGAGCUGACCAAACACAGACGAUAUGAAUGCAUGGAACGGCGGUGCCCCUGCAGGGACUGCGGAGCUUCGUUUCCCAGUCCCUCGCGAUUACGCUACCACCGCAUCGCAGUGCACCCUCACAGCGCCACGGUGGCUGACGACAACACCUUCCAGUGCGGCAAAUGUGGCCGUGGUUUCCCAAUAGAAGAGGAGCUCAUGCAACACCAGGAGAAAUUUGCAAACAAUCUAAACUGUGAUGGUAAGCCGCGAGGCAAAAAACGUGGCCGUAAACCCAAAUAUGUAACUCAAGAGGAAGUGGUAGGUUGGAAGAAGACCAAACAAGAUGAACAACCAGAGGGGAGAAAGGAAUCCAGUGACUCACACAUAGAAGAAUCUUCUUCAAUAGAGCUGAAAAUUCCCUGUCCUGAAGCAGAUUGUGAUUGUACAUUUCCCUCUGUUGCUGCUCUCCGAGCCCAUAAGAAAGACAAACAUGGGCCAUCUACUCAUAAAACCCCAAGCUUUGAAUACUCCUGUGUCACCUGUGUCAAGAGUUUUGAAAGAGAAAGUGAUUUAAAGUCUCAUCAGUGCUGCCACGCUGAGGGUGAAACGAUGGCUGAGAAGAGAUAAUAAACGUGGGAAAAGACCUGCGUUACCAUUUAAAUGCUUAUCAGAAAUCAUUCAUGUAAGAGGACAGUUUCAUUGUCAAUGAAAACUGCUGGUGAAAACAGGUUAUGCAACACAACUGUAGGUGUUUCUUGGUUAUUUUUAUGUAUAUUUCUUUGAUUUGGACAAGACAGGAUCAGGUGUACAUAGUCAUGUUUUAUGUUCAUAUUGAAAUUAUGACAUAAGGACUUUGUGUGUUCUCCCCUUUGCAUCUGUUACCUGACAUGUUUUGUAUAAUUUAUUGAUAGAUACUUUAGUGUAGUGCAUUUUUCCUCACAAUAAUGGAAAUAUAUUUAACUGGAGUGUUUUAUUUUUAAGAUAAAAACAAAGAAAUGUGGUGCUUGCACAAAGAUGAUCAGUACUUAAAAUAAAGUUCAACAUUUGUAAAACUAAGACCUUUUAAAAACGUUUGUCUUGAUAUAUUACGUUUCUCUUUCCAGAAGUAUUCGGUAAAUAAAUGAAAGCUUAAAGUGAAGCUGUAAAUAUAGUUGUUCACGUUGAAUAAUCUGAACCUGAAAAGUGUUAAAGUCUCUAGGAUGUUGCACAUAUCUUGGGUAAUUUGUGAUUGGGGGAGUUGAAUGACAAUCAUGAUCAAUAAUGUAUUUAUUUAUUUAGGGCAUAAAGAGACAUAAUAGUUGUCAUUUACACAGCUGCAUCUCUUGUAUUCUUUGGUCAAAAUCUUGGUCUGUGAGACU
Menidia menidia (Atlantic silverside) is the source of this 1911-nucleotide messenger RNA. The record is from the annotation of a GenBank genome assembly. NCBI's taxonomy places the organism in Eukaryota, Metazoa, Chordata, Actinopteri, Atheriniformes, Atherinopsidae.